Messenger RNA from Mercurialis annua (annual mercury), 2058 nucleotides. RefSeq names its product methionine--tRNA ligase, chloroplastic/mitochondrial. The record is from RefSeq and is a predicted model, not a curated record. Gene Ontology annotation, biological process: methionyl-tRNA aminoacylation. The transcript has 12 exons. Gene Ontology annotation, molecular function: methionine-tRNA ligase activity; ATP binding. Bases 37 to 1884 code for a protein of 615 amino acids. Gene Ontology annotation, cellular component: chloroplast stroma; mitochondrion. Lineage: Eukaryota; Viridiplantae; Streptophyta; Magnoliopsida; Malpighiales; Euphorbiaceae.
AAAGCUUCUAACAAAACCCAUUAAUAAGCAGUAGCAAUGGGUGCUAGAAUAAACCAAUCAAUUCAAAAUACACUGUUUCUCUUAAACCCUUUAUCCUCAAUCACUUCAAAAUCAAGAAUUGCAACUACCCAUUUCAAGAUUCCUCUUAAUUUCCAUAAAAAUUCAAUCUUUUCUGCUUCUAAAUCAAGAAAAUCCAGUUUUUGCAGCUGCACAAUUAGCAAUGGCAAUGAUAAAAAUGAAGCAGAAACAUUUGUUCUGACUACUCCUCUUUAUUAUGUCAAUGCUCCUCCUCAUAUGGGCAGUGCCUACACCACCAUUGCUGCUGAUGCCAUAGCUCGUUUUCAGAGGCUUUUAGGGAAGAGAGUUAUAUUUGUGACGGGAACGGAUGAGCACGGAGAGAAGAUUGCUGCUGCUGCAGCUGGUCAUGGUUCUAGCCCGAGUGAGCACUGUGAUGUUAUAUCUCAAGAUUAUAAGACGCUAUGGAAAGAUUUGGAAAUUUCUUAUGAUAAGUUCAUUAGGACAACUGAUCCCAAGCAUGAAGCAAUUGUGAAGGAAUUCUAUUCUAAGGUUCUUGCCAAUGGGGACAUAUACCGUGCAGACUACGAGGGACUCUACUGUGUCAACUGUGAGGAAUAUAAGGAUGAGAAGGAACUGCUUGAUAACAACUGUUGCCCCAUGCACUUAAAGCCAUGUGUUCAGCGAAAAGAGGACAAUUAUUUCUUUGCCUUGUCGAAAUACCAAAAGCUAUUAGAAGAAAUUUUGACAGAGAAUCCAAAUUUCGUGCAGCCUUCAUAUCGUUUGAACGAGGUGAAAACCUGGAUCAAUAGCGGUGUGAAAGAUUUUUCCAUUUCCCGUGCAUUGGUGGAUUGGGGUAUUCCAGUUCCUAAUGACAAUAAACAGACUAUUUAUGUCUGGUUUGAUGCUUUACUGGGUUAUAUAUCAGCUUUAUCAGACGACAAGGUGCAACCUAGUUUACAAAAUGCCGUUUCUUCUGGUUGGCCUGCUUCUCUGCACUUGAUCGGCAAGGACAUUUUACGUUUCCAUGCCGUUUAUUGGCCAGCUAUGCUAAUGUCUGCCGGGCUAGGCCUCCCCAAGAUGGUUUUUGGUCAUGGAUUUUUGACAAAGGAUGGCCUGAAGAUGGGAAAAUCGUUAGGAAAUACACUUGAACCAAAUGAGUUAGUUCAGAAAUUUGGGGCUGAUGCUGUCAGAUACUUCUUCCUUAGAGAGGUUGAGUUUGGCAAUGACGGGGACUACUCAGAGGACCGUUUCAUUAACAUUGUUAAUGCACAUCUUGCCAACACCAUAGGAAACCUUCUAAAUCGUACUCUUGGACUUCUUAAAAAAAAUUGUCAAUCAACUUUGGUGGUUGACUCAGCUGUUGCUGCUAAUGAGAACGAUUUCAGGGACACGGUCGAGAAGUUGGUUGAAAAAGCUGGGGUUCAUUAUGAAAGUCUCUCGUUAUCUUUGGCAUGUGAGGCUGUUCUAGAGAUUGGUAAUGCUGGGAAUGCCUACAUGGACGAACGAGCCCCGUGGUCUCGUUUUAAGCAAGGAGGUUCUGCUUCUGAAGCUGCUGCAAAGGAUCUUGUGAUUAUACUCGAAACAGUGAGGAUUAUGGCUGUUGCUUUAUCCCCCGUUGCACCAAGCUUAUGUUGGAGAAUAUAUGCGCAGCUCGGCUACUCAAAGGAUCAAUUCAGCACCAUAACAUGGAGUGAGACAAAAUGGGGUGGCUUGAAGGGCGGUCAGGUCAUGGCUCAGCCUAAACCGAUCUUUUCGAGAAUUGAGAACAAAACAGAAACAGAAGAAGACGGUGGAGCGUCAUCGGCCAAGAAGUUGGUUGAAAGCAAGGGUAAUAAACCUCAAGCUAAAGUUGCUGCAGAAGCUUAGAUAUCCCUAUAUAAUCUAUUUAUCUGUCAAAUUAUCAGUACAUAUGUUGUACGAAACUGAAAUGAUAAAUGAUAAAAUAAUUUAUUCUUACAUGAAUAAGUUAUAAAUAAAAUGCUUCUAAAAAGCCAAUUCUUUUGAAUAAUUUUGUAGAUUAAUCCAAUUUCUUUCUGUUAA